UAGAGGACACCAUAGCAUCUCCAAUGAUAUGAGAAAUACGAGCCGACGCGCAACCCGCCAGUGCCUCCGACCCACCAAUCCUAACCCCCUAAUGCGUCCCACUCAAGCAGUCCACGGAUGUGAGCGCGUGGAAAUGAGACGGCAACUUGAAAUCCAGCUCGCACUGUUGGAGGCCCGAAAGAGCCAAGACAAAGAAAGGCGCACGCGUCACCGCUCACUUCUGUGGUUCGCCGGUGACGGGAAUUAAGUGCGCCCCUCGCGUUGCCCCUCCAAUAUUUUCGCUCGAUAAUUUAUCGAUUCGAUUUCAAGCUUUCUAGGGUUCGAGAUUUGAGCUUUCUAUGAAGUUUUAGCUGUCUUAAGGAGGAGUAUUCAAGGUUCUUGCGGUAUUAGGCAUCCCAACAAGCAUCUCAUCACAUUGCCUCUUUUGCUCAAAAAGUAGCCAUAGCAUCUUAUUCUACAGAUCUACCUCAAGUUGCCCUUACUAAUGGGUCCACUACAGCUACUAAGGGAAUAGGAACAGAUUUGAACUCUGAAGACAAGGAAGAUGAUUGGCACAAGACAUGAGGAUAACAAUGGAGGCACGUCCUACUUUAUCUUUUCAGAGGUCAGGUGUGAAGCAGCUUAGUGACUUUGGAGCAUCUGGAACUUUCUCUUCCUCUUCACCAGUCCUUCCCACUGCUUUGGAAGAGGCAUAUCCCAAGUUGCCAAACUCCCAAGAGGUUUCAAUGGAGAAGGAAAUUAUGACAAAGCCCCUGGCAAUGCAUGCGACUCCAUUGGCCUCUAACAGUGGGGUGGUUGGUCACAUCUUUUCAUCAUCCUCAGGAUUCUCCAUGGAUCUUCAUUUUUCAUCUGCUUCACCUUGUGAAAAGCAUUCAAGAAAUUCUCCUUUCAUUGCCCAGUCAAGUGAUGGAGCAUCUUUACCGUUAACACAUUCUUCUCAUUCAGGAAUGCUUCAGUCGGCAUCAUCUAGUCAUUGUGCUAAUGAAAACGACAGUGCCCCCUGGUGUACAGAUUCAUUGCAGGGUUUUCUUGAUUUUCCAGUGAACAGCCCUGUCCAGAAUGCUCAAAUAGAAAGCUGUAGUGGCAGUGGUGUCAUGGCAUCUGAGGACCUUUGUAAACGCAGUGAUUGGCAGGAAUGGGCUGACCAGCUGAUUACUGAUGAUGAUUCUUUGACUUCUAAUUGGAAUGAUCUUCUUGUUGAUACGAAUGUUGCUAAUCCUGAACCAAAGACGGCAUAUCAGUUACCCAAUUCGUCAUCAAAUUUCCCAUCGCAUCAAUCCCAAGUCAAUCAGCAGCCUCCCAUUCCAUCAGCAGAAUUUCACACCGUUGUAACCCCCUCGUCCUCUAUAAGUAGUGGUCCAAGUAAGCCCCGCAUGCGCUGGACGCCAGAACUUCACGAGGCCUUUGUGGAGGCAGUCAACCAACUUGGUGGUAGUGAAAGAGCUACUCCUAAGGGUGUGCUUAAGCUCAUGAAAGUUGAAGGCUUAACCAUCUAUCAUGUAAAAAGCCAUUUGCAGAAAUAUAGGACAGCCAGAUACAGGCCAGAGCCUUCAGAAGUGUCCUCAGAGAAAAAACUUACUCCUAUUGAAGAUAUCUCAUCCCUGGACUUGAAAACCAGGGGUAUUGAGAUUACUGAAGCACUGCGAUUACAGAUGGAAGUGCAGAAGCGCUUGCAUGAACAGCUUGAGAUACAAAGAAAUUUACAGCUGCGAAUAGAAGAACAAGGGAGAUACCUCCAGAUGAUGUUUGAAAAGCAAUGCAAGUCGGGUAUUGACAAAUUGAAGGCCUCAUCUUCCACUCUGGAAAGCCCAUCUGCAUCACCAGAUGCAAUGCAAAGUUCCCCUGCAAAAAAUGAAAGGGAAGCCUCCCAGGGAGACCAGGGCAAAACAGAAAUUCCCUCUGAUGUCAACCGUGCACUGGAGGAAAUUAGUUCUGAAAAGGCUGGUGGGAAGCAGAAGGCAUGUGAAGCCGAAGCUUCUACGAAUCUUGAACUAGAUAUUUGCAAGUCUAGUUCCCCACCCUCUAAGCGUGCAAGAGCUGAUGAGCCCGCAUCGAGCUAAUGAAAUCAUAUUGAUUCUUGGAAGAUCUCAAAUCUUGAGAUGUCCUUAGCUGACUGAUAAGAGUGCUUUGAUACUUUCGAGCUCUUUCUAUUUUUGGCUCAUGCCGGCAAUGGUCUCUACUUUCAUUGAUAAAAGAAGCCAAAUUUUGAUUAUCAGGUAUGUCGCCUUCCUGACUUGGUGCGCCUAGUUAAGUACAUGUGCAGGUGCAUCAUGGCGUCUCACUUGUCAGGAAAAGCUACGCCCUCAAUUGUUAAGCUGUCAAUAAUCUUCUUUCUUGGGGUGGAAGAAAAGCAGAACUUCAUUGGUAUGGUAAAUGGGGUUUAGAGACAGGUGGUUGUCAUUAUAGAUAGUGGAAAGCAGCUCUAUAUCAUAGAGUUUGAUGUUUAUAUGCAAGAAUAUCUCGGGCUCAUUUAAUUAAUGAUGCAAUAAAGAUUGUUGCUUCCUUGUCAA
Molecule: messenger RNA, 2510 nt
Organism: Malania oleifera
Lineage: Eukaryota; Viridiplantae; Streptophyta; Magnoliopsida; Santalales; Ximeniaceae
Product: protein PHOSPHATE STARVATION RESPONSE 1
Exons: 11
Coding region: 561-2060 (499 amino acids)
Molecular function (GO): DNA-binding transcription factor activity; DNA binding
Source: RefSeq, a predicted model, not a curated record